Messenger RNA from Alternaria metachromatica, 2061 nucleotides. RefSeq lists its product as uncharacterized. Gene Ontology annotation, cellular component: GID complex. Lineage: Eukaryota; Fungi; Ascomycota; Dothideomycetes; Pleosporales; Pleosporaceae. The transcript is spliced from 7 exons. Gene Ontology annotation, biological process: proteasome-mediated ubiquitin-dependent protein catabolic process. Gene Ontology annotation, molecular function: protein binding. The record is from RefSeq and is a predicted model, not a curated record. Bases 1 to 2061 code for a protein of 686 amino acids.
AUGCCACCCAGCCCCGCACCCGCCGCCCGAGCCUCCAACCACGCACCCGCUGCCGCUAUCCUGUCAUCCGACCAGACUACAGCCGGAAAGCGCAGGCACAGCUUCUCUGCGAGCGACGACGCCGAAGACGAGCCCCUCACCAGCGGCACCCGGGGCAGCUUAUCCCGCCACAUCUCGAAGCGCAGGCGCAGACAGGAAGGGAAGAUGCGCCUUGAUAACGACACCUCCAAAUCCUCACAAUCGCCCUCGCGCAACUUCGCAAACGGAUCGUCACAGUCGUCGGGGCACAGGUCGCCCCUGGCCAAGGGCGCGAAUGGAAGCACGCACGGGAGAAACGAGAGCAAUGGCUCCUAUACGAAUGGAGGACCGGUAGCGAACGGGGGAUCAGUGCCUGCAACUUUCUUUGGCCAUGACAGGGAAGAAGUGACGCGGAUACUGAUACAGAGUCUGACCGACUUGGGCUACCACAGUGCUGCGGGCGCACUAUGCAAGGAGAGCGGCUUCCAGCUCGAAGGGCCCACAGUUGCGGCAUUCCGAACUUCGGUACUGAACGGUGAUUGGGAGGAAGCCGAAGAGCUGCUGUUUGGGUCAAAUACACACCACACCGGUGGUGGUGUUGGUCUAGACGCUCCCUACGGAAGGCCCUGGGGAAAGUCGACAUCUCAGCCCAGCUCGCAGCGUUCUACAGGCUUGACUCUAGCCGAGGGCGCAAACCGCGAGGUGAUGCUAUUCUGUCUGAAGCAGCAAAAGUACCUCGAGUUGCUUGAACGGAGAGAUCUGAGCAAGGCACUUGCGGUACUUCGGCAAGAGUUGACGCCGCUUCAUCGCGAUGUGGGAAGGUUACACGCGCUUUCGGCGCUUAUGAUGUGCCAAUCUGCCGAAGACCUCAGAAAUCAAGCUCAAUGGGACGGCGCUCGCGGUGACUCACGGAUGCAUCUGCUUUCUGAUCUUUCCAAAUCAAUUUCGCCGAGCAUUAUGAUCCCGGAACACAGGUUAGCAGUACUGCUAGAUGAAGUAAAAGAUAGCUGGAUCGCAAAUUGCCUAUACCACAACACUGCCGCGUCACCGUCUCUCUAUCUCGACCACAACUGCGAAAGGGAUGACUUCCCAACAAAGGCUGUUCUUGAUUUGAAACACCACACGGGUGAGGUUUGGUACUUGCAGUACUCAAACGACGGCACAAAACUUGCAUCUGCAGGCGAGGACCAGACAAUCAUCAUCUACGAAACCAACACAUACAAGGUGUUACAUCGACUCGCAGAACACAGGAAAUCUGGCGUCGCUCAUCUUGCUUGGAGCCCUGAUGACACAAAGAUAAUAACAUGUUGCUCGCAACCAGAGAACUCGGCACGGAUAUGGGAUGUCAAGACCGGUGUAUGCAUACAAUGUAUCAACGACUUCACCUACCCAUGUACCACGGCGGCUUGGGAUCCGUCCGGUACACGGAUUAUUCUUGGAUCACAGGACGACAACAUGGGCUGUAGUGUUUGGGACCUCGACGGGAACCUCAAGCACAACUUCGCCGAUGAUGGGAAGCUCCGUGUAAACGGCCUCGCAUUGUCGUCCGAUGGCCAGCGAUUAGUCGUCAUUACAGAGAGCGCGAUUGUCGUGUUUGAUUAUGCCACUUAUGAGAGGAUUGCCGAGUUUCAGCUUGAUGGUACAAAGUUGACGAGUGUUACGAUCAGCCAGGAUUCACGGCAUAUGCUCGUUAGCAUAAGCCCGGAUCAGAUCAAGCUCAUGGAAAUCGACACUGGGGAUGUAAUACAACGCUUCGAGGCACAUGCUCAAAAGCAGUUCAUGAUUCGAUCAGCGUUUGGCGGCGCCGAUGAGAACUUUGUAGUCAGCGGCAGCGAGGAUUCACGAAUAUACAUAUGGCGCUCCAAUGGCCUCCUUAUCGAAGCUCUCGACGCACACUCCAACGGCUGCGCCAAUAGCGUAGCCUGGCACCCCAAGGAUCCUACUACAUUCGCUUCUGCUGGCGAUGACAAACGAAUCAGGAUCUGGAAACCAGCUUCCGCGUCACCAAUGCCAUCGAGUAGCAGUAACGGUUAUGCAAGGUAG